AUGGCCGCCGCACCUUCCGCCUCAGUUGCGGCCCACCUCGACAUCCCCGAGGGAACAUGCGCACUCUCAUAUGACGCCCUCGACGCGCAGGCCAUCAUCCAGUCAGUCGCCGAUGACGGCGCGGGCGCGACCGCCGUAUUUAUCGGGACUACGCGCAAUUCAUUCAAAGGCAAAGUCGUGAGCAGACUGGAGUAUCAGGCGUAUAGCAAGCUCGCGAUAAAGACCAUGGCGGACAUCCUCCGCGACGCGCACUCGCGAUACACCCGGUCCGACCACCAAGCCACCGACAGUGGCGCCCCCGCGACGGCCCUGAUACGCUCCGCCGUGCACCAUCGACUCGGCACCGUACCGGUCGGCGAGCCCUCGAUCGUCAUCGCUGUCUCUUCGCCGCACCGAAAGGAGGCGUUCAUGGCGUGCGAGCUGAUACUGGAGGAGGUGAAGCUGAAGGCGCAGAUAUGGAAACGGGAGUUCUACGAGGGUGAACGAGAAGAGGAGGCCGAGUGGAAAGCAAAUGUAGGUCAUUAA
This is a messenger RNA of Trametes versicolor FP-101664 SS1, 525 nucleotides long. Its product is annotated as molybdenum cofactor synthesis 2. Gene Ontology annotation, cellular component: cytosol. The record is from RefSeq and is a predicted model, not a curated record. The transcript is spliced from 2 exons. Gene Ontology annotation, biological process: Mo-molybdopterin cofactor biosynthetic process. Bases 1 to 525 code for a protein of 174 amino acids. NCBI's taxonomy places the organism in Eukaryota, Fungi, Basidiomycota, Agaricomycetes, Polyporales, Polyporaceae.